UUAUUGUACGCCCCUCAAUAUCAGAUACCUGAUAUGCCCAGCCACAUAAACCUGUAGACGUGGCAUUACAAGCAGAAACGGGAAAGAAGAAAGUCAUGGAUAAGAUUUACAGUAUCGUGUAUUUUGGAUCUUUUGUGCUGAUGUUUAACCGAUUAUAUGCUGAAGAUACAUCGGUUACAGAUAUCGUGUCAUUUGAUGUCACCAUAGGGGGUGAGGAUGUGGGUACGAUAGACAUUGGACUGUUUGGAGAUACGGUACCACUCACUGUGAAGAACUUCGUACAACUGGCGUCUGGAGCGGAGAAGUAUAAGUACGAGGGGAGCCCAUUCCACAGGGUGAUUGACGACUUUAUGAUUCAAGGGGGAGAUGUGGUGUAUGGUAAUGGUUCAGGGGAGACAAGUAUUUAUGGUGGGAGAUUUGAAGAUGAGAACUUCCUAUUACAACAUUAUGGUGCAGGAUGGGUCAGCAUGGCUAACGCAGGCGAAAACACCAACACCUGUCAGUUCUUCAUUACCGCAAAGAAUACGUACUGGCUGAACGACAAGCACGUGGUUUUUGGCAAAGUUCUUCGUGGCAUGCGGGUGAUACGUCAGAUCUUGAAUACGGAGACAAACAAGGAGACGGACACACCACUGGUCCCUGUGCUCAUAUCGAAAAGCAGGAUUUCAAAACCUGAUAAGACAUUCACAGUAGCCAAAGUUAGUGCGGAUUGGAUGGUUUAAGAUUAAACGUUCUGCUCAAAGACUUCGCUGUUAGAAUGAUAUGAGGUCUUUCAGAUCAUAGUAUCUGGCUGCUCAUAAUCCAGUAGUCACUACGCCUUGUUUCUAAUUUGUAAAAUGCCAACUUAUAAAGAACUAUUGGGUUGCUAUUUUCAAACUUUCAUGUUUUAACACUAAUGUAAUUGGAUUUUUAAGAACAUAUUCAUCUUUAUGUCUAAGGUAAUAACAUUCGGCCAUUUCCGCCCGAUACCGCAUUCUCCGUGUAUGAUGUCGGGAUUUUCCGAUUGUUAUGAAAUGAAGAAAUGCUGUGUUUUAGCCGAUGGAUGCAGAAAGAGUAUACGAAGUUAAUAUGUACAGUCGCAUCGAAAUUGCCGAAUAUCUUUACCUUAAGUGAAAAAUUAAUAAUUGUUCGGUUUGGAAAAAAAAACCCACAAAAAGCAAUUAACUUUAAGUUGACUUUUAAAGGUGGAUAAUCAGAUUUUGGCCAUGUAACGGAUUUGUUUUAAACUUUAACAUCUGAUCAUAUACACUCAUUUAUGUUCAGUUAGCGCUUAAUACAAGUUAGGUUUUCACUGGAGAUAUUUUUAAUAAUUGGUUUUCCUAUUGCAGUUGCCCAACCAAGAUCGAGUUAUUUUAUCAUAAGUAUAAAUGUGAUAAACAUACUUUACCUAAGAAAAUGUAUAACUAACCGAUAUAUUGUAUUAUAUUCGUAAAAUAAUUGCAUUAGCAAUUACAUAUAUAGAUUGAAUUCAUUAGAAAUGCAAGUUUGAAAAAUUAUUAUUACCUCCCUUUGCCUGUCUUGGUUGCGCAACCAAGAUAGAAUGGAAAAAAAUGAAAUUCAGAAGCUACAUGCAUUUUAAAACCCACCUUUUGAUUCAGAUUGUUAAAUAUUUGGUAUAUCUAUCCAAUGCGAAUGUAAAACUCGGAAUUAUAUAGAAAUAAAAAAGAAAUACCAAGCAUUUUAAAUAUUUUCAUAUUAAAGGGGAGUAAUUACAAAUUUUUAUGAAAAUCAAUAAAGUAUACAUUUCUAACAGGGAUCUAACUCUAGGUAAUGGGUAUUUUUGUUUUUUAAAUAAAUCUCUAACAGAAUAUACAAAAAGUAAAAAUGUCACUAAAUUUUGCUUAAAUGUGAUUGACCACCUUUAAGAACUAGUCAUUUUUUGACACGUCGGCACACAUUUGUUUAAGGCCAGUGUUGACAUGUUGUACAAGGCAGCAAAAAGUACUAAAAUAAUUAUUGCUACUGGGUAUCCGCUGUAUAAUCAAAUCUUGCUUAAAUUUUCGUAUAUAGGAUGUCAAAGAGAGUUUCUGAUAUUGCGAUUUUUCAUGAUGAAAUGGACUUAGAGAUAUUUUUGUAGAUCCAGAAUAUAUUAUUAUCUUAAAAAAAUGCUAUUUAUGUUUGUUUGAGUUUGAUUUUAAAGAAAGAAAAAAUGAAGAACAUUUACGCAUAUAACGAGUAAAAUUACAUGGCGUUCAAAACUCUUUUCCCAACAAAAAGUAGGACAGACUGAUUCCCUUUGUCGUGACGAGGCACAUAUUUUUUAAAUAGCAACGAAAAAGUAUUUUGUUACUACAGCUUAAUCCGUCCAUAGGAUAAAUGAAAUAAAUUAUAAAGUUCUGAAAUACAUACCUCAUUCAGACUUUUAUGACAUUUUUGCGUUUUCAUAUUGUUAUACAUGAAAUAUUUGCUAUAUGUGAUAACUUUGCUUGAAAUAUUGUUGAAAAUUAUUUUUGAUGAUAUUUUUACCACUGUUACCGUUGCCUUUUGUAAUAAAACUUAGUCAUGAAAAGUA
This is a messenger RNA of Mercenaria mercenaria, 2512 nucleotides long. RefSeq names its product peptidyl-prolyl cis-trans isomerase 6-like. Gene Ontology annotation, molecular function: peptidyl-prolyl cis-trans isomerase activity. Gene Ontology annotation, cellular component: intracellular membrane-bounded organelle. The record is from RefSeq and is a predicted model, not a curated record. Lineage: Eukaryota; Metazoa; Mollusca; Bivalvia; Venerida; Veneridae. Bases 96 to 722 code for a protein of 208 amino acids. Gene Ontology annotation, biological process: protein peptidyl-prolyl isomerization; protein folding. The transcript has 4 exons.